Molecule: messenger RNA, 2562 nt
Organism: Solanum verrucosum
Lineage: Eukaryota; Viridiplantae; Streptophyta; Magnoliopsida; Solanales; Solanaceae
Product: nucleolar complex-associated protein 2
Exons: 12
Coding region: 73-2325 (750 amino acids)
Biological process (GO): ribosomal large subunit biogenesis
Cellular component (GO): Noc1p-Noc2p complex; Noc2p-Noc3p complex; nucleoplasm
Source: RefSeq, a predicted model, not a curated record
UUCAGAACACUAAACCCUGCAGCAAAAAUCAUAGGGUUUUAGCAAGAAAAAGAAACUUACAAAUUUCAAUCAAUGGGGACGAAGAACAAAGAAUCGAAGAAAUUGAGCAAAAAAUCUUCUGGGGUUGAAGAAAAUACAGAUGAAAUGAUGUCCAAGUCAUCUUCAGAGCAAAAUGUGGGAGGACAUGCGGAGCAAUUGAAAAGACUCCAAGAAAAGGAUCCCGAGUUCUAUCAAUUCUUGCAAGAGCAUGACAAGGAUCUCCUAGAGUUUGAUGAUGAGGAUACUGAUGAUGAUGCCGAUACUGAAAUGGAUAGUGAGGAAAUCGAAGAUGAUGAAGCUGAUGAAUUUGACACUGAACAACUUGUUCAUGCAGAUGGAAAGGAGGUCAAGUCAUCCACAAAUGUCAUCACUACUGCAAUGGUGGAUGCUUGGUGUAGUUCAAUUCAUGAAAACAGGAGUUCGGGGGCUAUUAGGUCUCUCAUGAGAGCUUUCCGCACGGCUUGUCAUUAUGGUGAUGAUACUGGUGAAGAUGCUAAGUCAAAGUGGAGUACUAUGUCUAGCACUGUGUUCAACAAGAUAAUGUUAUUUGUUCUAAAAGAAAUGGAUGGAAUUCUUCGUGGCCUGUUGAAGUUACCAACUUCUGGUGGGAAGAAGGAGAUGAUAAAGGAUAUGUCUAAAACUAAACGAUGGAAGAGCAACAACCACUUGGUCAAAUCAUAUCUUGGGAAUGCGCUACAUGUUCUAAAUCAGAUGACAGAUACAGAAAUGAUAUCAUUUACAUUACGAAGACUCAGAUUUUCAUCUGUAUUUUUGGCUGCUUUUCCAGUUCUUUUAAGGAAAUAUAUAAAGGUUCUUCUUCAUUUCUGGGGUACAGGUGGAGGUGCACUACCAGUUGUCUCUUUUUUGUUUCUAAGGGAUCUGUGUAUACAGCUUGGCUCUGAUUGCAUUGACGAGUGCAUUAGAGGGAUGUAUAAAGCUUAUUUAUUGAACUGCCAAUUCAUGAAUGCGUCAAAGCUGCAGCAUAUUCAAUUUCUUGGUAAUUGUUUCGUUGAACUCCUUAGGGUGGAUCUUCCCAAUGCAUACCAGCAUGCCUUUGUUUUCAUUCGGCAGUUGGCAAUGAUUUUACGGGAUGCGCAUAGUAGUACUAAGACCAAGAAACCGUCUCAAAAGGCUAACCAAUCAUCCAAGGAAGCACACAAUACCAAGGGCAAGGAAUCAUUUCUGAAGGUUUACCAGUGGAAGUAUAUACAUUGUCUUGAGCUUUGGACUGCAGCUAUCUGUGCAUACAGUUCAGAACCUGAGUUUAGGCCCAUGGCUUAUCCGCUGACGCAAAUAAUUUCUGGAGCAGCUCGUUUGGUUCCAACUGCUCGCUAUUUUCCCCUUAGAUUGCGAUGCAUCAAAAUGCUCAACAGAAUUGCUGCAUCCACCAAUUCUUUUGUUCCUGUUUCCCCUCUCCUCUUAGACAUGUUGGAAAUAAAAGAAUUGCAUAGGCCUCCAACAGGGGGAGUUGGAAAAGCCAUAGAUUUCCGUACUGUUUUAAGGGUUAGCAAGCUUACGUUGAAAACGAGAGCAUUUCAGGAAGCAUGUGUGUUUUCUGUGGUUGAGGAACUUGCUGAGCAUCUUGCUCAAUGGAGCUACUCAGUUGGUUUCUUUGAGCUCUCUUCUGUCCCUGUUGUUAGGUUACGCAACUUCUGCAAGUCCACCAAUGUCGAUAGAUUUCGUCGCGAAAUAAAGCAAAUUAUUCGCGAGAUUGAAGCCAAUUCGGAGUACACAAAUAAGAAGCGCAUGACAGUUUCAUUUCUGCCUAAUGACCCAGCGGCAGCAUCUUUUCUUGAGGAUGAUAAGAAUGCAGGGGUGAGUCCUCUUUCAAAAUAUGUUGCUAGUCUCCGACAGAGAGCACAACAGAGAAGUGAUUCAUUAAAGGAAUCCAGUAUACUCGUUGGCCAAGAUUCAUCUGCCUUCGGGAGUAAGAUAACUGAAAGUGAUGAAGAUGAUGAUGGUGAAGAUAGCAAAGGUGAUGCUGUCUUCAGUUCUUCUUGGCUACCUGCAGGCACUCCCAAGGAUGAGGAGUCUACAGAGGAGAAACAACAGAAAAAGAAGAGAAGUAAGGAUCAGCAAGAUGAAACUGCCUUUGACGAAGACAUUGUAGAGGAUUUUAUUCUCAGUUCUGAUGAUGAGGAGGGUUCCUUGAGUGACGCCCCCUCUGAUGAGGAAGCCAGCAUAAAACAAAAGCCAUCUAAAGCGCCUUCAAAGAAGAAAGGGAAAACGCAUCGGAGGAAGAACAAGAAAAGGAAGCAAUCCAAUCAAGUAGCAUCUGCUGUCUGAUGAUUCUUGUACAAUGAACAAGAACAGUGUAGCGUGAGCCAGUUUGUCCAGUGUAAGCUAUAAGCAAAAAAUAUUAUACUGUACAAGUUAGCUAUCAUUUUUGUUUUCCUUUAUCCUAAAAAAAUUUUCGUGCCAUGUAGGGCAGACUACGUAUAACAAUUCAUAUAUAACUAAUCCCAACUAGUUGGGUAUUGAGAUGUAAUUCAUUGAUUGAUCUAUUUCUUUUUGGCACUUAUA